Cornus florida is the source of this 659-nucleotide messenger RNA. RefSeq lists its product as uncharacterized. The transcript has 4 exons. The record is from RefSeq and is a predicted model, not a curated record. Gene Ontology annotation, molecular function: structural constituent of ribosome. NCBI's taxonomy places the organism in Eukaryota, Viridiplantae, Streptophyta, Magnoliopsida, Cornales, Cornaceae. Gene Ontology annotation, biological process: translation. Gene Ontology annotation, cellular component: mitochondrial large ribosomal subunit. The coding region runs from base 190 to 387 and encodes 65 amino acids.
CCUGGUUCUACAUAUUAUAUAUGCCCAUAUAACAAACUGCAUAAAAGAACAAAAAUUGAAAUUUGCACCAACUUUGCCUCAGACUUCGACUCUGCUUUAGCUAACAUCAAACCCUCAUCUUUCUCGCUCGCGGACCUACAACCAGUACCAUUUAAGUUCACUUGUUUCUCCCCAUUCAAGGGGAAAGAAAUGCCGCUGGGGCUGAUCUUAGGUUUAGGAAGGAUUAUGCGGAGAAAGCGGACAUCAUCACUUGACAUUCUCUCUUCAAAGAGAGGACCACGGGAUUACUACAAGGGGAAGAACUGCAAGCCAACUGGUUUUCAUACUCGCAAAGGUGGGUACGUUGUGGUGAAUGAAAAAUUACCAAAUUAUGUUGUCCUUGAUUAACCAAUUUCAAGCUAAAGCCAUAUGCCUCGCAGUGCCAAAGAUAAGUUCAAGCUACAGAGGCAGCUGAUUCACCCAAAUAAGCCAAUCUUUUGCAUAGUCUUUCGGCUGACUACUUGCAUUUUGGUGGUGAUGAAGGACAAUUUUAUUAUCUUUUACAGAAACACCCAAACAGUUAUGAACCUUAUUUUGAAAUAGGGACACAUACUUACAUGUAGAAGGUUUCUUUCAGGGAAAAUUUAAUAAAUGACAACUUCUUUUGGAUACAUUACAAA